Molecule: messenger RNA, 6334 nt
Organism: Schistosoma haematobium
Lineage: Eukaryota; Metazoa; Platyhelminthes; Trematoda; Strigeidida; Schistosomatidae
Exons: 8
Coding region: 110-1705 (531 amino acids)
Biological process (GO): riboflavin transport
Cellular component (GO): plasma membrane
Molecular function (GO): riboflavin transmembrane transporter activity
Source: RefSeq, a predicted model, not a curated record
AUUGUCGAUGUGACGCACCAAUCAUUUUGCGACAGUUUGACCUUCAAGUGCUCGCAACCCCCAUCAGUGGACGAUACCCUAGGAGCGUUGCCUAUUUUUCCUCGCUGACAUGGUCCCAUCAAAAAAUGACAUAAAGUUCACAUGGCUUGCAGCUUGUUUUGUCAGUUUAUAUGGUCUAGGAUCAUGGAUUGUUGUUAAUGGAUUGUGGGUUGAACUACCGUUAUUGAUCAAUGUUCUACCAGAAGGUUGGAGUUUGCCUGCUUACCUGAUAAUCAUUAUACAAAUAGCAAAUGUGGGACCAAUGAUCUAUGUUCCGUUGACAAAAUUUUUCCAAGCUAAAACAAAUGGAUUUUGUUCACGUUGUUUACAACCACCUGAAAGGAUAGCCAACUAUUUAAUACUCGCCGUCGGUCUAAUAUCAUGCAUAUUGAUUUCGCAGUUUUGGAACUCGGUAGCUUAUGUAUCAAUAUUAAAACCCGGUUACCAUAGUAUUGGAUUAUUUGUUUUAGCUUUGUUUGCUUCAAUUGUUGAUUGUACAUCAUCGGUUACAUUUAUUACCUAUUUGAAUGGAAUGCCUCAAUUGUAUGUAGGUGCAUUACAUUUCGGUGAAGCAUUUAGUGAUUUAGUUCCAAGUAUAUUAGCCCUUAUUCAAGGAGUUGGGUCAGAACCGGAAUGUAUCAAUAAAACAGUUAAUGAUACACUUCAUGUGGUCCCUUUUUAUCCACCACCACGUUUCUCUGUCAGUACAUUCAUAUAUCUAUUAUGUAUUGUUUUGUUGUUAUCUUUAACUGCAUUCACAUUAUUGGAUUGUUCACCUAUUGGUUUAGGUCAAGUUAUUCAUGAACAUUAUCGAAAAACUAAUUUCAUAUUAGAAUCUAAUGCAAAUAUUCAUAGCAUAAGUCACAAUAAUCUAGAAAGAUUUAAAUCAAAUGAAGAUCAACAUAUUUCUAAUGAUAUCUUCGAAAACAUUCAAAAUGUUGAUGUUUCUGUGUUGAAUCAUAAUGAACAAGCUGUACAGUCUCAUAAUGAUGUUAAUAUUACAAAACAGCUUGGACCAAACACAUUUUUAUCAUGUUUACUUAUCAUUUACAUUAGUGCAUCAAAUUAUGGAUUUCUACCAGCCAUACAAUCUUAUUCAUGUGCUGCGUAUGGCUCGCUUACAUAUCAUUUAGCAGUUACACUGUCAGGAUCAUUCUCUGCUGCAAUGACAGUGUUAACUACAUUUCUUGUCAAUCAUUAUUCUAGGGAAAUAGAUAGUACUGAUGAAUCAACAUUCGAAAAUUUGCAAACUAUGAACCAUGAAUUAAAUGAACAGAAUCAAAUUUGUUACAUACAAAAACCUGACAUAAUUAUGCAUAAUGCAUAUACGCGUUCACUUCAAAAUAAAUGGAUUAGUAUUUCACUCAUCUCUUUGAUACCUGUUGCUUACGUUAUAUAUUUGGCGAGUUCAAGUCCCAAUCCACCAUAUUUGGGUGGUUUCGGUUCUGCCAGUGCUAUCCUGGCUUGGAUUGCGAUACGCUGUUUAUUUGCCAGUUUGCGCACAUGGAUAUGGAUGAGUUUGUCUAGCCAUUCCCAUAGACCAACGCGACUCAGAUUAGCUGGGUUAUCUACACAAUUCGGAGCAGCACUCGGUGCAAUUUUAGGCUUCAUAUUAGUUGUUUAUUUUCAGCUAUUUAAAAAUAAACUACCUUGUCUUCAAGUGUAAUUUUUAUUGAAACUCAUGUAAUAAUGUCUUUCAUACUUCAACAUAUUUAUGUAUAGAUCAUAUUUCAGAAAUGGCAAAAAUACAUUAUUGUUGAUUACUUAGCUAGUAUUUUUAAAGACUAAUUUCUGUGUAUUUAUGAAUACUAAUUUAUUGUAGGUAUCUUAUAAUAUUUUCGUAAUUAUAUACUGUUUAUCUGUGACGAUUUGUCAUUUUUCAGGGCUUCACUUAUACAUUGCUUGAUUUUGCAACUACAAAGCAGUAAAUUUAUUGGUCAACAUGUUAGCUGUUGAAUUUUGUUCACGAAAAGAUUUGACGGUCAUUCUGAAAAUUAGCUACAGGUUUUGUAUGAAAUUCAGGCAAUGAUUUAAAGAUAAAUUUCAGAGGUGAAAGUAGGUAGCCGCAAACAAACAAUUGUCCAGUAAGCAUAGUAAGGAAACAUGAGCUACUUAUGAUAAUAUCUAUUCACAAGUUGAAUGAAGAAUUGAUAUAUAACGAACAAUGUUGUAAGCAAAGGUGGAUGGUGGCUAGCAGUGGGAUCCAGGACGCGCGUUCCUUCCUACUUCGGACCCGUCAGUUGAAUGUACCUGCAUUUCAGAGUUGAUGAUCGUUCAGGACUCAAACUCAGCACCGUUCCCUUCAAGCGCCAUCGUCUUAUCCACUUUACUACUGAGCUCUGAUAGCCACUAGCUUGUGAAAUGGGUUGAGUUUUCAAUUCAAUUUUGUAUUCGUACAGGAUACACAUGUGCCAAUAAUUGGCUGAUCAAUUGCAGUCCUAAACAUCGAUGGAAAGAUUCAAUUAAACAAUAAAAAAUAAAUUGAAACAAUGCUAUGUUGAUGUUUAUGAACAAAUGAAGACAACGAGUGUAGCAGCAGCCCCUGCAUCAGUAGGCCUCAGUAUACACAAGGGAAAAAGCAAGAUCCUGAAAUACAACACGGAAAGCAUCAACCCAAUCACACUUGAUGGAGAAACUCUGGGAGAGGUGGAAACUUUCACGUACCUGGACAGCAUCAUCGAUGAACAAGGAGGAUCCGAUGCAGACGUGAAGGCACGGGUUGGCAAAGCAAAGCCAGCAUUUCAACAAUUGAGGAACAUGUGGAACUCUAAACAACUGUCAACCAAUAUCAAAGUCAGAAUCUACAAUACGAACGUCAAGACUGUCCUACUGUACGGAGCUGAAACUUGGAAAACUACUACAACCAUCAUCAAAACGGUGCAGGUAUUUAGAAACAAUUGUCUAUGUAAGAUACUCAAUGUUUGUUGACCGGAAAGCAUCAGCAGCAGCCUACUGUGGGAGAGAACAAACCAGCUUCAGCUGAAAAGGAAAUUAUGAAAAGACGCUAGAAGUGGGUAUGACAUACAUUAUUGAAAUCAUCAAGCUGUAUCACUAGGCAAGCCUUAACUUGGAAUCCUGAAAGGAAGCAGGAAAGAGGAAGGCCAAUGAACACAUUACGCUGGGAAAUGGAAUCAGAUAUGCAAAGGAUUAACAACAACUGGAGAGCUGGAAAGGAUUGCUCAGGACCGGGUUGGAUGGAGAAUGUUGGUGAGUGGCCUAUUCUGCUUCACGAAGGAUAAGAGGCAUAAGUGUGUUUAUGUUCAAAGACAACAAUUUUCAAGGUUAGACUGUUGAGUAUCUGUCAUAUUUACUGUGUGUGGGUGUGGCAAAUUCAUGAUAUUCCUAAAGUCUGGCACGCUGUUUAGCAGUGAAAUUAUCCAAUGACUUGAGUUCAAACUGGAACUCAUCAAAUACCAUUUCAUUUGUGUAAUAUGCAUAAAUUCCGGUACAGUUGGAUAUCAAAAAUAAAUAGAUAAUAUUCUGAAAUGAAAUCAAAAGAAUAAAACUAAAAUAAAUAACAAGAUUUCCUGGGUAGAAUCGAUUUAUUCUCUUUCGAAGCUUCUCCUCAGUUACAAACGGCCUAAAUUUACGAAGAGUAAUAUGAUGAGAAAGUUUUGAUGCACAUCAGUUAAUGAACUAGAUAUAGGUGUUUGAAGCGGAUCUGUAAAUCAUGAGAAUCGUAAGAAAUUGCGAGAAAUUUGUUAGAUAGUUAGAAUCUUUGCGUAAUUUUAGCUUGUAGAAAAACAUGGAAAUAAUUGGUAACUUUGCACAGCUACGCAAAAUACCCUUUCGCAUGUACAGUAAUUUCGUCCAUCAUGCUCAAACCAGCACUCACGAACUUUCCGACUACUAAUGAAUCACUGCAGCAUUAUUGUACGAACAUCGGUUCCUGCCAGUUUUGUUAAAGUGAUUUGCAUUUAAAAAGUACAUGCCGUACACUAACUUACAGCUUAUUAAAUAUGACUUAGAUACGUUGCGUAUAACCGCAUAAAAAGGUCAUUCGCCUACCGGAGGUCCGAAAGUUUCCAAGUUACGUUUCUACACCACUGUCAUGUACUUCCCUCAGAGUUGUUUUCAGAAUGUAGUCGAUGGCAAAGUUGAGAAGUGGUGAGGUCAGGCGACCGUGACUGUAUGUCCUCUAUAUGCAAACCCUUUAAGAGGUCAAAAAAGCCUCUUCAACAAAAAAAAAAAUCAAGAGCAACCUUGAUAUCAACAAACCCAACAUUUGUUGGUUUUUAGGAAGUAUGACAGUGCUCGAACAUUUGGUGGAGAGUGACGCUUUUAUUCCAGGACCUUUAGUAAUUUUGUAUGGUUUGAUGAAGUCUUGAGACUAUAUUUUGUUGAUAGUUUUUUAUGAACCAUCCAUUUAUACCUACCAAAACGACCGAAGUCCUCAUGAACACUUCAGUCCUCCAAAUAUGUUUUGCAUUGUUAGGUUUUAAUGACAUGGGGUUUAUUUAUUGAGAUCCUAGCAUUCAUUAUAUGCUGUUAGUUUUCCCAUAGAACAUAUCAACCUAAAUGAAUUAUAAGCAAAGAUGGAUAGUGGCUAGCAGUGGAAUCCAGGACGCGCGUUUUGUCCUGUUUGGGACUCGUCAGCUGGAUGUACCUGCAUCUCAGAGUUGAUGUUCACUCUGGGACUCGAACUCAGCACCGUUCGCUUCAAACGCCAUCGCGUUAUCCACUUAGCUACUGAGUCCUGACAGCCACUUGGUUGUGCAAUGGGGUGAAGUUUAAUUCACUUGAUAUUGUUUUACUUGAAUCUUCCCAUUGAUGUUUUAGGACUGAAAUUGAUCAGUCUCUUAUUUCAAGUAAAACAAUAUCAAGUGAAUUAAAUGAAGUAUAGUUAAAGGCGUACCUGUAGUUCACUUGGCGAAAGUAAUAAAGCUUAUAAAUUUAGUAGUGACUGUUUUACUUUUAUUUUCCGAUAAUCUGUAGACGUUUCUAUAGUGUCUUUUCUAACUACACAUAAGGCGCUUAAGUUGACAGAUUAUAAACGACAAAGUGCAGGGUUCUGUAGUGUAACGGACUCCAUAGUUUAGGCAAACAUCCUGGAUACCCUUGAUUUUUCCGUGCGAAUUGAUGGACUGUACGUUUAGAUUGGUGCGAUCCAAAAUUAGCCUCACUUUCUAUAAAUAAAUAUUCCUCCUAGUAUCCAUUAAUUUUUUGCAAAGGUCAGUCAGUUAGCUAUAACGCAGGACCAGGUACAUAUAUGCAUCGGUCCAAGCUGCCACACCUCAUUAGCACAAGAUGAACAUCAAAUUUAUAGAUGUAGUUACUUCAAUGGUAGUAUAUAAAAGACUGUGUAUAAGGAAAUACAGGGUGAAAGAAUUAGUUCGUAGAAAGAACGGCAUAAAGUUGGUGUGUGGGAAUGAUUAGUUAUUUGCUUAGUCAGACUUGUAGACAGUCUGAAAGGUAUUUGGUGAGUUAUAUAUUCUUCACCCUUAUUAUUAUUGUUGUCAGCCUUUGAUGUGGGAAUAUACUGACGUUCUAAUCAGGCUAAUCACAUGUUCUUGGUCUGAGUUUUGUUGAAGUCCUGUAAAAUGGACACUGGGAGGGGGUCUAAUGUAGAUAUUCGUCUAAGGUAAAUUAACAUCCAUUUGUGUAGACGAAAACCGAAAGUUAUAACGAAAGUAAUUUUAAUCUCAUGGUAUACACUCACUCCAGUGAUAGAUUUUUAGCUAUGUCACACAGUCUCCAACCAUUGGUUACGACAGUCACGCGGACCCCAACCAAGUAGUUUGCAUCUACCAACAUGGCUCAAAACAGAAGUUAGUGACUUCAACACUGAUGCCACGUUUUGGUUUGGCCGCCCCUAACUUUCUUCCAACCAUCCCUAACACCGGUCAGUUUUCAGGCAUACGUAACACGUGGCCCAACCAUCUCAGUCGAUGAAGAUUUACAACAUCAUCAAUUGAUUCACCAUCGUUCCCUAAUGCUACGCGUCUAACUUCACUAUUACUUACCCGGUGAUCCUAGCAGAUGCGAGCAAUAUUUCUAAGACAUCUGUGGUCAAAUACUAGUAGCUUACGAGUAUUUUCUACUCUUAAUUGCCACGUUUCGCAGCCGUAAAAGUAGUAAAGAACGUUUUGCAAAGGUAGGAGUAACAAGUGUUUAAGUACGCAGAAGUCUAUGAAAUAUUGCUCGCAUCUGCUAGGAUCACCGGGUAAGUAAUAGUGAAGUUAGACGCGUAGCAUUAGGGAACGAUGGUGAAUCAAUUGAUGAUGUUGUAAAUCUUCAUCGACUGAGAUGGUUGGGCCACGUGUUACGUAUGCCUGAAAACUGACCGGUGUUAGGG